UUUUUUUGGGCGGUAGACAUAAAAAAAGUAAUACAUCACCUCUAGAGAAUUUAUUUAAAUAAUUGUGAAAUACUUACAAUUUACACUUCUAAACACUGUGAAGUAAAGUUUAGUCCAUAAUUACACUGAAUAAAUACUUGCAGCACUGUAGAUGCAGUAAGUCUUAACAUUUAGCACUGUCUAAUCCUGCUGAUUCCAACAAGUGUCAAAAACAUAACCUUCAAGUACAACUCAUCAAAUAUGGCAAGCUACAGUGAAACAGCAGAGACACAAAAGUCCUUGGAGAAGUCGGUGAACAAGAUGCUUUCUAAGUUUGAGGCUAGAAUGAAGUCACCAGCAUCUAGAGCCACGGUUAGUAGUUUGAGCGAAGAAUUCUCCAGCUUCAAAGAUCACACCCUGGGCAUGCUGAAACUUCUACGAAGCCAAAUUAAUGCUCUCAGUAAAACUCAGGAUAUCUUAGAGAUGAGACAUAGAAGAAAGUAUCUUCUUUUCAAAGGGGUGCCGGAGGAUCCAGGUGAAAAUACAGUUUCUUCAAUCACCAGUAUUGUGACAGAGCGACUCAAGAUCCCCGAUGUCUCUGCUGUUUCUUUUAAGGCAUGUCACAGGCUGGGUAAGCCGUCCGAGGGCCGGGCUAGACCCAUUCUUGUACGCUUUGCAGCCAUGCGCCUAAAGUCCCUGGUUUGGCAGAAGAAGACGGCGUGUAAGGGAACUACUUUUGCCAUAUCAGAGUUCCUUACACCGCAUCGACAGGAAUUGUUCACUCAGGCGCGGAAGGCAUUCGGCAUGAAAAGCUGCUGGUCACUCGACGGGAACAUCUUUGUCAGGCUGUCCUCAGGUGUGCGUGAGCGUGUCGAGUCAAGCGAAGACAUUGAUCGUCUAAUAGAGCCCUGCAACGUGCCCCAGCCACAGUCGUCGUCGACACCUGACCCUGAUGCGACCGAGGAGCAGAGUAGGACUGCUGGUGACUGCGGCGGUCAGGCCGGCCGGUCUCGGCGUGAAAAGCCGGUAGCCUAGUUCA
Molecule: messenger RNA, 1018 nt
Organism: Cydia fagiglandana
Lineage: Eukaryota; Metazoa; Arthropoda; Insecta; Lepidoptera; Tortricidae
Exons: 1
Coding region: 241-1014 (257 amino acids)
Source: RefSeq, a predicted model, not a curated record